Molecule: messenger RNA, 3366 nt
Organism: Zeugodacus cucurbitae (melon fly)
Lineage: Eukaryota; Metazoa; Arthropoda; Insecta; Diptera; Tephritidae
Product: cytosolic 10-formyltetrahydrofolate dehydrogenase
Exons: 4
Coding region: 334-3069 (911 amino acids)
Biological process (GO): one-carbon metabolic process; 10-formyltetrahydrofolate catabolic process; biosynthetic process
Cellular component (GO): cytoplasm
Molecular function (GO): aldehyde dehydrogenase (NAD+) activity; formyltetrahydrofolate dehydrogenase activity
Source: RefSeq, a predicted model, not a curated record
UUGAUCACUCAAAAGUGUUUAGUUUUUCAUGGCGGCAAGUCGUCGUUGAUUGUAUACACAAGUCAGCAAAUUUUACCAAGAAAUUGCAUAAGUCAUACUUGCAUACCGCGCUAUACUUGCCUACAUAGUGACUACAAUAUCUUGCUGGUGCAGUGAAGUGUAGCUAAUAGUAAUUUGCGAUCAGCAGUUUUUCGCUUUAGCUGAAAUUUAUAUUGUAAUUUCGCGUUGUUAAUUGCCGGCGAGUGAAAGGAAAGCAUUUUCCAAGAAAUAAAAUAACAGAAAAAAAAACUGCAAAAAGUGCAAGUGCAAGUGCAAAGCAGUGCAACGAAAGUCAUGGCUCAACCACUACGUAUUGCCAUUAUUGGCCAAAGUAACUUUGCUGCCGAUGUUUUGGAAUUGAUUUUAGAGAAGAAAUACAAUGUUGUCGGUGUUUUCACCAUACCCGAUAAGGGUAGUCGCGAGGAUAUCUUAGCCACAACAGCAGCACGUCAUAACAUUCCCGUCUUCAAAUUCGCUUCAUGGCGUAAGAAGGGUGUUGCUUUACCGGAGGUGUUGGAACAAUACAAAUCGGUUAAGGCUACACUCAAUGUGCUGCCUUUCUGCUCACAAUUUAUACCAAUGGAAGUGAUUGAUGGUGCCGAUUUGGGUAGCAUUUGUUAUCAUCCCUCCAUAUUGCCACGUCAUCGUGGCGCGAGCGCUAUACAAUGGACGCUGAUCGAAGGUGAUGAAGAUGCUGGCUUCACUAUCUUCUGGGCUGAUGAUGGUUUGGACACUGGCCCGAUUUUGUUGCAAAAGCAAGCACCAGUAGAACCCACAGAUACGCUGGAUACUAUCUAUAAGCGCUUCCUUUACCCGGAGGGCGUAAAGUCGAUGGGUGUUGCUGUUGAUUUGGUCGCCGCUGGUACGGCACCGAAAAUCACACAAACUGAGAUUGGCGCCACUUACGAUCCAGCAAUGUUCAAAGAGGAGAAUCAAUUUGUUGAUUUGCAUCAGCCAGCACGUAAUAUCUUUAACUUCGUGCGCGGUUUGGACUCACAGCCAGGCGCUCUAGCGGUUGUUUUGAAUUCGAAUGGUAGUGAGGAGAAGGUACGUUUGUUCGGUGCGCACAUCUACUCGGCUGGACCGGUGAAACAGUUGGGCUCAUUGCAACUGAAAGGUUUAAAGACACCUGCAUACAUACAUCAGGAUGGCUUACUCAUACAGGGCACGGAUGGUAACUUCGUGAAUGUACGUCGUAUCAAGAAGGGUUCCAAGAUGAUCAACGCUGCCGAUUGGUUCAAACAAAGCGAUCAACCACAGAUCACAGAAUUCAGUGAGGAUGAGUUGUUGAAGAAGGAGAUUUUGCGCGGUGUAUGGAAUUCCAUACUGAAGGCGCCAAUUGAGGCAGAGACUGACUUCUUUGCAGCCGGCGCUGGUUCCAUGGAUGUGGUGCGUUUAGUUGAGGAAUGCAAGGAUGCCUUCGAUGUGCCUUUGGAGAAUGAGCAUGUCUUUAUGGCGCCUGUUUUUGAGGAAUUCUUUGUUGAGAUCGUAAAGAAUUUGCGUCAAGGAAGCUCUGCAUCAGGUGUCGAGGUGCCUUUCGAAGGUUUCGUUAUGCGCGCCAACAAACGUGAGAUUCCCGUGCCAACACAACUUUUCAUUAAUGGUGAAUUUAUCGAUGCUGAAGGCAAAAAAACUUUGGAUAUCAUAAAUCCCACAAAUGAGGAGUUGAUCUGCAAGGUCGCAUGCGCUUCACGCAAUGAUGUCGAUAAGGCUGUGCAAGCUGCGCAUAAUGCAUUCUAUGGCUCAUGGAAGCAAGUGUCCGCACGUCAGCGUGGUCAACUUAUGUUGAAACUCGCUGACCUGAUGGAGCAGUACAAAGAAGACUUGGCCACAAUUGAGUCUGUGGACUCGGGCGCAGUGUAUACGUUGGCUUUGAAGACACAUAUCGGCAUGUCGAUCGAUGCUUGGCGCUACUUCGCUGGCUGGUGUGACAAGAUACAAGGUAGCACCAUACCUGUGAACCCAGCCAGACCAAAUAAUGUGUUGACAUACACAAAGCGCGAGCCAAUUGGUGUGACCGGUUUGGUAACUCCUUGGAAUUAUCCACUCAUGAUGUUGUCAUGGAAAAUGGCCGCCUGUAUUGCCGCUGGCAAUACUUGUUUGAUUAAGCCAGCACAGACAUGUCCAUUGACGGCGCUUAAAUUUGCUGAACUUACCGUGAAAGCUGGUUUCCCACCAGGCGUUAUUAAUGUGGUGCCCGGUCAGGGUUCGGGUGCAGGUCAAGCCGUUGCCGAUCAUCCUUUGAUACGCAAAUUAGGUUUCACCGGCUCUACUCCCAUCGGCAAAGUGAUCAUGAAGUCUUGCGCUGAUUCUAACCUCAAGAAGUGUUCAUUGGAAUUGGGUGGAAAGAGUCCAUUGGUUAUAUUCGCCGAUUGCGACUUAGACAAAGCCGUUAAGCAUGGUAUGUCCUCAGUCUUCUUCAAUAAGGGUGAAAACUGUAUUGCUGCUGGUCGUCUGUUCGUUGAAGAUCGCAUACAUGACGAAUUCGUACGUCGCGUGGUUAAAGAUAUCCGCACGAUGACUAUUGGUGAUCCCUUAAAUCGUUCCACAGCACAUGGUCCACAAAACCACAAGGCGCAUUUCGAUAAACUGAUUGAGUUCAGUCAACGUGGUGUUAAGGAAGGCGCCACCUUGGUCUAUGGUGGCAAAGCCGUACCCAAUACCAAGGGUUACUUCUUCGAACCAACCGUUUUCACCAACGUCGAGGAUGACAUGUUUAUUGCAAAGGAAGAAUCUUUUGGUCCCAUUAUGAUUAUUUCCAAAUUCAAUGGCAGCGAUGUGGAUUCGGUGAUGAAGCGCGCCAAUCGUAGCGAAUACGGUUUGGCCAGCGGUGUGUUCACGAAGGACAUCAGCAAAGCUUUAUCCUUUGCCGAACGUAUUGAGGCGGGUACGGUGUUUGUGAAUGUUUACAAUAAGACUGAUGUGGCAGCGCCAUUUGGUGGCUUCAAGCAGAGUGGCUUCGGCAAGGAUUUGGGACAGGAGGCGCUUAAUGAGUACUUGAAGACAAAAUGUGUGACAAUUGAAUUUUAAGGCGUAUGCGUAAUGGAAGAAAUGAAAAAACAAUGGAAGAAUGUAAAGUAGUCGGCAGGAUACAUAUGUAAAUGUAAGGCAGCUUUUAAAGACUUUUAUGAAUUUUCGUAAAUAAUGCUAAGCAGAAAAAUUGUAGCAUUAAUAUUAGUGGAAAUAAGGGUUUUUUAUUUUGUACAUAAUAUUGUGUAGAAUAGUUGUAAAUAUUUGUAGUUUUAGUUUUAAAAUUGUUGUGAUUAGAAAUUGUAUAUAAUAUCCUCUAAAUAAAUAUAUUUUAAAAUAAUAAUUAAAGUCUGCAAA